GUGUAGGUGUGUGUGUGUAGUGAGGACUCCGGAGCGCAGAGAGCGGAGCGGACUCGCUCUUCCUUCCUCCCUUUUACGCGGAUUUACUCUUAACGAAACAAUAAUCGACUUCGACGAGGGGCUUUAGUCGCGAUUAUUCGACUGGGGAUCCACUUUUUGGGGCCGUUUUGCGGCGAUCUUUGGUGCUGUCGACGCGGAUCGUGUGUCCGUAGACGCGGCGCGCUGCCCUGCUCCUUAUCUGGACUACAAGAAGCCUGCGGACCCUGCGCGCGCCUCGGUUGGAUAAUCGGAGGGCCUUUUUCCCCUUUUUUGGUUGUUUGUAAGGGUUUUGCACGGAUACCUCCUUCUGUAUUGAUCUGUACCGACAGCUAUGUGAUUGGACCCCCCUUGCCAGCUCUCUCCAGUCUGCCUCCACCCACAUGAGCGAGUCUCCGUGCGGAUCCAUAGCCAUCUCCCGGAGAGAGAGCCCCCCAAGCCGAGAGGAAAGCCCCCUCGCCGGCUCUGUGCCACACAGUGCCCGGCCUUCUGUCCCCGCGCCCCCGCCUCCCUCUGAUCCCGCGCGUCAGGGGCACAGGCUGCCCGUCCGGAUCCUCGCCAUGCUGAGCGCGCACACGAGCCAUGUGCUGCACCCGGACUACCUGCAGCCCGUCACCAUCGAGCUGGAUGCUAAAAAGAGCCCGCUAGCCCUUCUGGCUCAAACCUGCUCUCAGAUCGGCAAGCCGGACCCUCCUCCGUCCUCCAAGCUCAGUUCACUCUCUUCCGGCAGUCUUGGAGAGAAGGAUGGCCGGUCGUCUGGUUCAGGCCUCAAGUCUGGAGAGCAGCACCAAGGCCUGGAGGACAAGUCCAGCUUCAAGCCUUACUCCAAAAGCAACUCGGAAGGAUGUAGGAAGGACGGAACUGGGAUCAAUGGUACCUCCGACAAAUCCGGGUACAGGGUGAAUUCGUCUUCUUCCACGUGCCCCGCGUUCCCUCCUCAUGCUACGUCCCCAAGGACUGGCUCGCCAUCGCAACAUGCAUCGGGACAAACACACACACACCGACAGACGCAGUCUCCACCCCCACAGAAAGCGUCCCAAUCCCAAGUUAUUCAUGUGGACUCCAAAGACUCUACAGACUGCAGCAGCAACAGCAGUAGUAGCAGCAUUAACAUUAGCAACACCAGUGAUCGUGGUGGCAAAAAAGACUCUGAGCACAGCAAAGCGAGUCUCGACAAUGCUCAGCUAGCUAACUCCAGCCAUGUGCGUGCUAGUGCUAACUCUAGCAGUGGCAGUUCCUCCAGCAGUCCUCAUCCUUCAGAGAGCAAGGCUGAAUCCCAGCCGUCCUUGUCUGCAGGCCACAUUGCUCCAGUAUCCCCAUUCAAACCAGGCCACUCUGUCUUUCCCCUGCCUCCUUCCACUAUGGGCUACCAUGGUUCCAUCGUUGGCGCUUAUGCAGGGUACCCAUCCCAGUUUGUCUCUGGCUUGGACCCUGCCAAGUCCAGUCUUGCUGGGAUGGGUGUCCCUGGGAAGCAUCCCAGCUCCAGUCCACUCACAGGAGCUUCUCCACCCUCUUUCAUGCAAAGCUUGUGCCGAGACCCAUACUGUCUCACCUACCCCAAUGCACCCCACCUUGGUGGGGGCAGUAAUUGCACCUCCUGUGUCCAUGACCCUUCUUCUUCCUCUCUAAAGUCAGGCUUUCCACUUAUGUACCCUUCCCCACACCUCCACAGCCUCCAUUCAUGCUCUCUAUCCUCCGCAGCCUCUGGAUCCCUUUCACAUCCACUUUAUCCCUAUGGAUUCAUGUUGCCUAGCGAUACUCUGUCUCAUGCCUGCAACUGGGUGUCCGUAGCUGGGCCUUGCGACAAGCGCUUCGCAACUUCUGAGGAACUUCUGGCCCAUUUACGCACACAUACCGCCCUCCCUGGAGUGGACGGCAAGCUUCUGUCUGCAUAUCCUUCUUCCAUGUCCUCCGUAUCAUCCUGCCACCUCCAUUUGCCCCCUCCUAGCAGCCCAGGAGCGCUUCCAAGCUCCUUUUCCCUCAGGGGGUCACCAGGCCUUGGCCUGGCUCGGUAUCAUCCCUAUAGUAAAGCCCAUCUGCCUGGAGCUCCAUCACUCCCUAUGCACUCCCUCCCUGCCACAGCACCCUACUAUUCACCUUACGCCCUCUAUGGGCAGAGACUGGGAUCAGCAUCUGCUUUGGGAUAUCCUUGAUAGAUGAAGAUGAAGAGAAGGCCAAGGGAAGAGCGCAAGACGAGGGCAAGACGCCCUCAAAAACGCUUCAAGCCAAAACGCGAAGUGGGGUAGUAUAGCUUUGGCCUGGAGGAGUCACUUUUCUCACUCGCUGUGAGGGGACGUGCCAGAACAUUCUCUGCUGUCAGUGAAAAAAUAUGAAAGGACCUGUUGAGAAUGGAGACAACCUUGAGGAAAUGGAGAGAACAGAGAUUCCUAAGAAUGGGGAACUGAUUACUUUGUUUUAAUAUUAUUUGAUGAUCAAAGUUUUAUUUCAGUCUAUUAAAAAAUCAAAAGGUAUAUUUAUUUUUCUCUUAGCGCUUGGCUUUCUACACGGGAAACAUUUACCCUCCAAAUGCUUUCGCAGUCACAUUUUCAAAGUGACACAUACGUUUUUUUAUAACAAUACGGCUCUGCUCAAACAGACGUUCGGCAUAUUUAUCUUUCAGUCAUCACUCGUUUUCUUUUCUUUUUCCUUUUUCUAUGUCACUUUUCCUUUUGUGUGUCAGGUCUUUUGCUUCUUGGCUCUUUCUCGGGUGUCUCCAGCGAGCACGACUUGACUGACAGCCAGUUUGUUCUUGAAAAUUUGCCAUUUUUUGUACAUUGUACAGUUCAAAGAAUAAAACAAACAGACAAAUGUGAUAUAUUUUCUAUUGUGACUUUCUGCAAGCUGGGGAGAGCUUAUUGAAGGAUUUUAGGGGAUGGGAAAUGAAUACAAUAAGAGUAAUAUGUAGAGAUGGCGGUGCUGUCCAUUUAACAGAAUGUCUUAUUUUGUGUAAUAAAUGAUACUUGGUUACAUUCAUA
Molecule: messenger RNA, 3011 nt
Organism: Pygocentrus nattereri (red-bellied piranha)
Lineage: Eukaryota; Metazoa; Chordata; Actinopteri; Characiformes; Serrasalmidae
Gene: znf703
Product: zinc finger protein 703
Exons: 2
Coding region: 420-2189 (589 amino acids)
Biological process (GO): negative regulation of DNA-templated transcription
Cellular component (GO): nucleus
Source: RefSeq, a predicted model, not a curated record